Molecule: messenger RNA, 2088 nt
Organism: Cynoglossus semilaevis (tongue sole)
Lineage: Eukaryota; Metazoa; Chordata; Actinopteri; Pleuronectiformes; Cynoglossidae
Product: 2-aminoethanethiol dioxygenase
Exons: 2
Coding region: 287-1063 (258 amino acids)
Cellular component (GO): mitochondrion
Molecular function (GO): oxidoreductase activity, acting on single donors with incorporation of molecular oxygen, incorporation of two atoms of oxygen
Source: RefSeq, a predicted model, not a curated record
GCUGUUCGUGUCGUGCGCGUGCUUCGUGAACGAGCGGGUUUUGGUGGAAAAUGACCGUAGGGAGGCUUAAAUUUCAAGAUAAAUUCGCAUAAUUUCAUAAUUAAGUGCCUUUUAUCUUUAUUCAAUUUGAAUGACUUCCGUCGUUAAACCUUAGCACAAGUACCUUGGUGGGAAUUUGGAGACGCUGGAUGAUUUACGAGCCUUUUUUGACGGAUGUCGUGUUCGUAACGGACGAUUUCCAGGGACACACCGAUAACCGUUAGUUUUUCGGCCCUUUAGAGUCAAAAUGCCGCGGGGUAACAAAACUCCGCUCAUCCAAAAGAUAGCGAAACAGGCUUGCGUCACUUUCAAAGAGCUCAGGUCUUCGGCUAACUUCUCUGAUAAGCAGCAAGAGCUUCUGUCCUUAGUGACCGCGGUGAGGGCGGCGGACCUGAGGAUCAGCAGCAGACCCAGCAGCGGGGCGGCGGGCCAGCAGCAGAGCCCUCCGGUCACGUACAUGCACAUCUGUGAGACGGACCAGUUCAGUAUGGGCGUGUUUCUGCUGCGGAGUGGAGCCUCCAUACCGCUUCACGACCACCCGGACAUGAACGGCAUGCUCAAGGUUUUAUAUGGGAAGGUGAGGGUUCGCUGUUUCGAUAAACUGGAGGCUAACGCCACAAACAACUUGGUCAUACCUGAAUUCAAUCCUCCAUUGACUCCGCUCCAGACAGACAACCUUUGGCGCUCCGUUCUCCGAUCUGUGGCCGAGUACACAGAGAAUAGCGGGCCGUGCCUUCUCACUCCUCUGAGGGAUAACCUCCAUCAGAUCGACGCAGUGGGUGGGCCGGCAGCUUUCUUAGACAUCUUGGCUCCACCGUACAACCCAGAUGAUGGUCGGGACUGUCACUAUUACAGCAUCCUAAAAACUGUGGCAGAGAAGCAAACCUCAAACAAAGGAAAGAGCAGUGAGGAGCAUGGAGAGGAGAAGGAGGAAAACAAGGAGAUAUGGCUGCUGGAAAUCCCUCAGCCUGAGGACUUUGGGUGUGGGGGUGAACCAUACCCAGGCCCACUGGUCUCGAUCUGAGCGGUCACAGCAUCCUUUUACAUGUCUUUACAUUGUUAUCUAUCUACAACAUUAGACUGCGUGCUCAACAUAAGGAUCACCUGGAGGUGAUCAGCUCAAGGAUGCUACAGCAGAGCAGAAAUUUGAGGAGAAACAGGAUCUAUAAAGUGGGACAGCCCACACUGUCUGAAGACUACUCUCAUCAGCAGUAGUCAAAGAACAAACUUUUGAGAUCCACUCUUCAGAUAAGGAAAUAUUUUUCCUAGGACCAAUAUUUUGCCGUGGACAAUCACUGACAUCUUCAGAUGGAUGUUGUUAGUUUUGCAGGGCGUCUUCUGCAUUUCCUUCAGUGGACAUCAUUCCACAUUGUGUCCUUAUACCAAAGCCUGUAACUCGAAGUAGUAACUACUUUGUUGGUGAUUAUUGAAUGUAUACUUCCGAAAGGGAGGAAUCUGUAGUUUUUACCAACAGUGAUGUAGUGAAGUCCAACAACAGGACUGUCUGUUAAAAACUCCAACAUUUCUUCCUUUAUUGUGCCAUUUUUAUCAAUCACACUGCUUUCUUCUAGCAAAGUGCACAUACUACAUUAUAAUCUUUACUAUAUAUGUACAGUAUACUCAAGUUUUAUUUCCUGUGUUUAAUUUAUUCCAGAAGUUGGUUCAUGCACAGGUCUGGACUUCAAGGGAAUAGCUGAUGCUCAGCUCCGUUUACAUACUGUACCUGAUCCUGUUAUCAUUAUCCUAGUCAUUCCACCUGUAUGUAAACAGUGUCACAUUUGUGAUGUAGUUUGCUGCAUUACAUUUAAGACAGAAAGUACCUAGAACAUAGUUUUACAUUUCGUAAUGUUAUGAACCAAAACACUCUGACUUUCCUCACUACCUUUUUUCAUGUGUAUGAAUACAAACACACACACACCUCUAUACACUGUGUAUGACACUACACUCCUGUUAGACUCCACAUGUCCAUGUGCCAGUUUGUCAGCGAUUCUCUUUAUCUGAUGAUGAACGUAUGUCGAAAGAAUAAAGUUGACAGAAAGACUUUUUAAA